Austrofundulus limnaeus is the source of this 256-nucleotide messenger RNA. RefSeq names its product Krueppel-like factor 12. Gene Ontology annotation, molecular function: DNA-binding transcription factor activity, RNA polymerase II-specific; RNA polymerase II cis-regulatory region sequence-specific DNA binding. NCBI's taxonomy places the organism in Eukaryota, Metazoa, Chordata, Actinopteri, Cyprinodontiformes, Rivulidae. The record is from RefSeq and is a predicted model, not a curated record. Gene Ontology annotation, biological process: regulation of transcription by RNA polymerase II.
GGGAAAAGCCAUACAAAUGCACCUGGGAUGGUUGCACUUGGAAGUUCGCCCGCUCUGACGAGCUGACGAGGCAUUACAGGAAACACACGGGGGUGAAACCCUUCAAAUGUGCAGACUGUGACCGCAGCUUCUCCAGAUCCGACCACUUGGCCCUGCACCGGCGGCGACACAUGCUGGUGUGAACCAGAACAAGAGUGGAUAAGAGAGAGGUCAAUGGAACAGACACACACACACUCACACACAGACACACACAGAC